UCUUGGACAUGUUCAAGCACAUGGGGACAGGCCCCAACGGAACCAGCCUGAGGUCCACGCGUUACCCGCCAAUACCGGAUCCGGAAGUUGUCAAGGAGAACCAGCUACGGUGUGCGGAGCACACAGACAUAGGCUGCGUCACCCUGCUAUUCCAGGACAGACCUGGGCUCGAGGUUUGCACUGAGGGCGACAAUUAUGUCCUAGCCCCACCCAUCCCGGGCACUGUGGUGGUCAACAUCGGCGACAUGUUACAGUGGUGGACGGCCGACAAGCUGGUGUCCACUAAAUACCGGGUGAACAUCCCAGAGACGGCGGAAGGCCGGGGGAAGGGCCGCCGCUCCAUCGCCUUCUUCGCCAAAGCCGACUCCGACGUGCAGCUGAAGUGUCUGGACGGCUCCGAUAAAUACAAGCCCAUGCUUGUCCGCGAAUACCAUAAGAUGAAACUUCGCACCACCUACAUUUAAGGCGUACUGUCUGGGUGAAGAUGGUAUCUCACUGCAUUUGGGGCAUUUGCGGCACUGGCACUGCGGGGUUCGAAAGAUACUCAACGAA
This is a messenger RNA of Branchiostoma floridae (Florida lancelet), 552 nucleotides long. RefSeq names its product 2-oxoglutarate-Fe(II) type oxidoreductase ppzD-like. The coding region runs from base 9 to 464 and encodes 151 amino acids. NCBI's taxonomy places the organism in Eukaryota, Metazoa, Chordata, Leptocardii, Amphioxiformes, Branchiostomatidae. The record is from RefSeq and is a predicted model, not a curated record. The transcript has 3 exons. Gene Ontology annotation, molecular function: dioxygenase activity.